CUCAUAUUGGUUACAUUCGUAUAGUCAAACUUUAUAUGAUUGGCAAGGCAACAUUUCAGUAACGGAGCGGCCUUCGAAUCUUAUCCACUGCUUUGUAAAGGAUUUCCUACUUAGCGGGGGCAAUUCCAUCCUAGUAGCAUUUAGAUCAUCAUUGUUUCGCAAAGUUUAAAGACCUAACGCCGGAACUUAUCUCCGGGUCGUAAAGCUUCACUGCUAUCCCCUAAUAUUAUAAUUCACAGCAUGGUUGAAGAAAAGUUCAAGGUUUUAACAUUUAAUUGCUGGGCCGUGUUUUUCCCGUCUUCGACUGUGAGAAAAGAAGACCGUGUCAAUGCGAUUGCCUCGAAGUUAUCAGUUGGGGAUUUCGAUGUGAUUUUACUUCAGGAGAUUUGGCUGGAAUCAGAUUACAGAAAGCUUCGAAACAUUUUGGACGAGAAGUAUCCGUACUCUAAUUACUUUUACUGCAACCUUAUAGGAACUGGUAUGUGCAUAUUUUCAAAAUGGACUAUAGAAUGUGUGUUCACACAUCCCUUUACUGCUAACGGAUAUCCUCAUCUUAUUCAUCAGGCUGAUUACUAUUGUGGUAAAGGUAUUGGGUUAGCUCGGAUCACAAGCAAAGAAGGAUUUAGGAUUAACUUUUAUGUAACUCACUUAAUUGCUCGUUAUGAAUUAGAUCGUAUGUUGGAUAAAUAUAAUGGACAUCGAAUAUCUCAAUUAGUUGAAGUAAUGGAAUUUGUUCGCAUGACAUCCACUGGUUCUGAUGCAAUUAUAAUUACUGGAGAUUUCAAUUUGGAAUCGAAUACUUCAGCUAUUGAAUUAUUUAGUACUUCAUUAAAAUUAUCUGAUGCAUGGCUUAAUAAUACUGUUGCUUUGAAGAAUACAAAUAUUACAGAUUUAGAGUCAGAAGGAUGUACGUGUGAUCGAGCUGAUAAUCCUUAUCGUAAUCAACUGUGGACAAAUACUUAUGGAAAUGGUGAAAGAUUAGAUUACAUAUUUUAUCGUUCUGGUCCAUCAAUAAUAUAUUCAUUUUAUAUACCAUCCUAUGCUAAACUUGUCUGUGAUUCGUGUUGGUUAGAUAUGCGUAAAGUACCUGACGACCCACAUGGUUUACAUUAUUCCGAUCACGAAGGUGUAGCCGCAAGCUUUACUAUUACAAGAUUACGCAAUCCCGUCAAACCAGAGGGUGAAACAAUGUCAACAAGUGAAUUAAAUCGAUUACGUGAUUUAUUAUUAGAUAUAGAUCAACAAUUAACUCGUGGUUUAAAUCAAUGUUUACAUGGUCGUUUAUUGCAUUUAACAUGGGCAAUAAUGAUUACAUUUUUAUUAGUUAUAUUAAUAUUUAUUUAUCCAAAUGAUAGAUUUACAUCAAUUAUAAAAUGUUUAUUUGAAAUAUUACUUGGUAUUAUAUUAUUCUCAUUAAUUUGGGGUUCAUUAAUUGGUAGAACUAUAGAAAAAUCCGGUUUACAAAAUGCUAAACAUUCUAUUUUAACAUUAACAUCACGAUUAGAUAAUUCAAACGAUUUUACAUUAAUUAAAUGAUAAUUAUAUAUGAAUAAUUUAAUUGAUAUUUUGUUAUUCAAUAUGACUAUGGUUAGUUUAUCUUUUUUUUUAAUCCCCCCCUCUCUUCCUUUGUGUUCCUUCUUUUUUCUCCUCUCUUCGUUUUUCAUUUUCUUCCAAAAUGAAUUUGUUUGGGUGAAAAAAUAUAUUAUCCAAAUUUUUUUAUAUCUUCAUAUACAUGUAUUCAUUCUUCCUCAAUUUAUCAAUCCAUUUUGAUUACAAUGAUGAUAUUAAGAUUGGUCAUUCAUCUCUCUCUUUCUCGCACACACACACAGACGUUUUUCUUGUUCUUCUUAUUUUGAUUAUAAAUAAUUAACGGAAAUGAUAAAUUAUUAUCGUACAUCUUUUAUACAAUCAUUCACAAUUGUUAAAUUGAACAGCGGCAAAAUUAUUGUAUUUGACACUGAUGUUUAUAUACUUUAAUUCUGUUUUGUUUUUUAAUACUUAACAUAUGUGUGUGUGUGUGUUUAUGUCCAAUAUAUGAAUGAAUGUUAUCGUCGUUGUAUCUUUUGUUUCUAUGUUGUGCAUGUAUACAGAAUUAUGUCUAGUUUAAAUAUAUUUAACAUACAUUAAUUAAUUUGUUAAUGAAAACUUAUAAUAUCCGAGUGUUUCUUCUUAUUUCAUGAGAAUGUAAUUAUAAUUCAUUGAAAAACAAUAAGUAAAUUAAGAUUAAUUUAACCUGAUAAAAUUCUUUCGGUUUUUUCCCCGAUUUCAUCAAUUGGUUAACAAAGAGAGUAGUUUUGUUUUUUUGUCGUCAUUGUUUUCAAAGUGAAAUAAUUCAUACCAUUAUUUGGAAGAAA
Molecule: messenger RNA, 2354 nt
Organism: Schistosoma rodhaini
Lineage: Eukaryota; Metazoa; Platyhelminthes; Trematoda; Strigeidida; Schistosomatidae
Source: the annotation of a GenBank genome assembly